Penaeus vannamei (Pacific white shrimp) is the source of this 2706-nucleotide messenger RNA. Lineage: Eukaryota; Metazoa; Arthropoda; Malacostraca; Decapoda; Penaeidae. The record is from RefSeq and is a predicted model, not a curated record.
GGGAGGAAGGGCGAGGGAGGCAGCCACUGCCAUCGGCGCCUCCUCACAACUCCCCAGAGCCGCACAAGUUACACAAGAGAGUCGCCAUUCAGCUGAAUCCCAGGACCAGCCACGGACGCCGCCCCUCGCCUCGCCGCUGUCAGCUGAUCGAACUUCUUGACCCGAACUCUCGAGCGAGAUGAAGCCGUGGGGGAGCAAGGAAUUCUGGGGCGUGGGAUCCGAGUACGACCCCGACUGGCUGCUGACGGAGACGCAGAAGAAGAUCCGGGAUGAUUUGAUGGAACUCUGCAGGACUAAGAUUCGGCCCCAUGCUAUCGAAUGCGACAAGACCUACACGUUCCCCCGCGCUUCGCUGAACGCCAUGGGGGACCUGGGGCUUCUGGGCCUCAUCAUCCCGAAGGAGUUUGGCGGGAUGGGCGAGAGCCACACCUGCGCCGCCAUGGUCGUGGAGACGCUCGCUCGUUACGGCUGCCCCGCCUCCGCCAUGAUUUAUACCAUGCAUCUGGGCGCCUGCUCGACCCUGCUCUUCAGGUACCACAACAACCCCCACCUCAAGAAACUCCUGCAGAGGAUCCCCAAGGAGAAGCUCCUGGGGGCCCUCUCUGCCUCGGAUCCUGCCACUGGAUCCCACGACUGGUUCCCUCUGUCCUCGAAGGUGCGCCGCCUCAACGCCCGCACCGUCGAGCUCCUCAAGUACGGCUCCUGGUCCACGGGCGCCGGCUACGCUGACUUCUACACCCUCCUGACGGUCAGCCCGGACUUCAAGGACAACUACGCGAACCUGUCGUGCUUCCUGGUCUAUAAGGACGAGAUCCGCGCCUCGUCGGAUGAGUGGAGCGCCCUGGGGAUGCACGCCAACAUGUCGGGUCCGCUGCUGGUGGAGGGCAGGUUCGACGUCGAGAGGAUGAUCGGGCCGCCGGGAGAUGGCAGGAAGAACAUGGAAGAAUGCAUCGACUCCAGCUUCCUCCUGCUGACGUCCAGCUGCUGGAACGGCAUCGCCCUCGGCUGCAUCGACGUCGGCAAGAAGAGCGUGACGAGGCGGGCACACGCGGACGUCGGGAUGAGGGUGUGCGACUACCCGGUCAUCCAGGACUACUUCGGCGAGUCCCUGAUCGACACCAACAGCUCUCGAAGCAUGGCGUUCCUGCUGGCGAAGUCCCUGGACGACGCCACCAACAACAACGACUGGGCACCCCACGCUGACAUCAACUACCUCCCCAGGUGCAAACUCCUGCCGUGGCUGUGGCAGCUGAAAUUCGUGGCAGCCAAGAACGUGAGCGUUGUGGCGGACCGUAUGUUGUAUGCGUGUGGCGGCGAAGGCUACAAGACUGACCUCGGCUUGGAGCGCCUCAUCCGGGACGGCAAGGCGGGCUGGGUCAUGGCGCCGAGCAACGAGCUACUGAAGAAUCUGGUGGGGAUGUCAGCUCUUAAGGGCUUCAACGCCAUCGACCUGUGGGGGGAGAGCGCCAACGAGCGCGUGCUGCAUCAGGAGGUCAAGAAAAUGACGCUGGAGCAGAAGGAGCGCAUCGGACGUCGCCUGCUGGAGGAGGCGUCCCAGGAGCGACAGGGCGCCUCGGCCAACCACCCGCACCAGGACACGGACUUCCUCAACCCCUUCAACACUGCGCAGCCGAAGGCCCUCACGCAGGAUCUGAAAACCCCCGACGGAGUGGUGCACAGCGCCGCCCUUCGCCAAGACACCUGGACGCCCCUCGCCCUCGUCUCGCGCAAGGACGUCGGGAGCAAGAUGAGCUCCUUCGUCUUCGCCCUCCCCAGGGGCACGGACCACACAGGAUGCUUCCCCGGACAGUUCCUUGCGGUGCGAGUGACCGUCGACGGCAAGCACCACCUGCGCUACUUCUCGCCCGUGUCUCGCCCUCAAGGACUUUCGGCCGCGUCGAGCUCGUCCCUCAGGUUCGAGUCCCAGGGCAUCGGUCUCGAAACUUCUUCAAAGGCGCUUCAGCCGGGUGAGAAGGUGGACUUCCAGGGCCCGUGCGGCGGCCUGGAGUACGAGCCCAAUCAGCUGGAGGUGCUGACGGUGCUGGCCUCGGGGGGCGGAGUCACCCCGGGGCUCCAGCUGCUCCGCUGCGUCGCCCAGGACCCCUCGGACAACACGAGGGUCAUGCUCCUGUAUUACGUGGACUCCAUUGAGGAUAUCCUUCACCGCGAGGAGCUGGACGACCUCGCAGCCAAGGGGGGAGAGAAGAUCAAGGUCGUUUACACCCUGGGGGAGACGCCGGAGGGAUGGGACGGCGAGGAGGGCUUCAUCGACUCGCAGAUGAUCGACAGACACGUCGCCAAGCCAAACGGGAUCAAGCACAAGAUCGUUGUGUGCGGCGGUCCCACCAUGUCUGUGUCCUGCGUGCACGCCCUCAAGACCCUGGGACACUCCUCCGAGAAUAUCUACAUCUACGGCCAGUUCGGCGUAGAGCAAGUGAAAGCGGUCUACGGUCGAUACGCCAAGCUCUCGUCCCACCGCUGCGACCAAGCCUAAGCCAGGGCGACGUUGUAGAGGCAGCAGUGAUUUCACCUCGACGCAACAGUGCUUUAAUUAGAUUAUGGUGGCCAGUUUUUUUAUGUAAGGAUGUGCUGGUUGGAGAUUUAUUAUCCAUGACAAGUAUGAAUGCUAGAUUCUUUUUUUUUUCUCAGAAUACAAUCGUCUCUGAAACAGUGAGAUGAUAGCAUGUGAAUCAUGUGUAUGUGAUG